AUGGCUAUUCAAGUUUCAUCCCAUAGCUUCACCGGGAAUCAAUGCCUUCAUGAUGACAAGAGGCUUGGUAAAGGGGAAGAGAUCUCACCUACGCUUCUUAGAGCCAUUGAGAGAUCAAGAAUUUCCAUUAUUGUGUUCUCUAAGAACUAUGCUACUUCCACAUGGUGCCUAGAGGAACUCGCCCAUAUCAUUUGGUGUCAGAAGCAGAAGAACCAGCUGGUUAUGCCCAUCUUUUACAAGGUGGAUCCGUUGGAUGUUCAGUAUCAGAGAAAUAGCUUUGAAACAGCCAUGGCUGCUCUUGAAGAUAGGUUCAGAGAUGACUUGGGGAAAGCGCGGAAAUGGAGGUUUGCUUUGUCUGAAGCAGCUUCUUUGUCAAAGGCCUGGAUUUUUGAAGAUGGGUACGAAAUUAGGUUUAUGGAAAUGAUUGUUAAUGAUGCAUAUGCUAUGCUGCCUCCGAAAAAAUUACAUAACAUUGGGUACAUGGUUGGACUUGAGCCUCGAGUGGAAGAAGUGAUCUCACUUUUGAAUCAAUCCGAUGAGAGAGUUUGUAUGUUGGGGAUUCAUGGAAUUGGUGGACUUGGCAAAACAACCCUUGCAAAAUCAGUCUAUAAUUCAAUCUUCUACCAAUUUGAGGGUGCAUGUUUUUUAUUUGAUGUUCAAGAAGCAUCAAAGAAAUAUCUAGGCAUGGUUCGCCUCUAACAAAAACUUCUAUCAGAGAUUCUUGAGGAGAAGACUAUGAUGAUUGGGAGUGUUGAUCAAGGAAUAUCAAGAAUAAAACAUAGACUUUCUCACAAAAAGGUUCUUUUGGUUCUUGAUGACGUUGAUGAGGUUGAACAGUUAGAAAAACUC
Molecule: messenger RNA, 849 nt
Organism: Neltuma alba
Lineage: Eukaryota; Viridiplantae; Streptophyta; Magnoliopsida; Fabales; Fabaceae
Product: TMV resistance protein N-like
Exons: 3
Coding region: 1-699 (232 amino acids)
Biological process (GO): signal transduction; defense response
Molecular function (GO): ADP binding
Source: RefSeq, a predicted model, not a curated record